AUGUUUUCUCCAUUUUUUCGUCGGUUCCUUUUCUUUGUGUUGUCCUCAAAGAUACUUGAAGCACUGUAUGCAGAAGGUUAGUUUUGGAAUUUCAUUCUUGUUGUUGUUCUUUCUUAUAUUCUCACAAGCAAAGCCGUUUAAACCUAGACCGUAAGUAAAAAAAAAGGGAAACAUAACACUAUUUUUAGAGAAUUACAAAGCACAAAGAAAGAUCUUUAAUUGAAAAAAGAUUCGAAUAUUUUAGCUAAGAGUGUAUUCAAGAAUAGUAGUAAGAAAAAGCGUUUGCUUCCUCAUCCUCCAUACUUCAUGUCUUGACACCCUAAUCCACCCCUCAAGUUUGCUAAAAAAAAUGAGUUUGAAGCCCAUUUGUGCUUACUAGUAUCCAAAACCAUUUAUCUAGUCGCGUGUGGAAAAUUAAGCGGAAGGUUCAAAAUUUUAGUUUUCUGGUUUUUGGCAAGCGUAGAUAAGUUAGUUUUCAAGGAUUUACACAUAUUUUUACAAGUCAGUUAAAUAUUUUUGUAACUGAAUUUAUCACUUGAAGUUACCAUAUUUUUCGCGGGAGUUUUUUGGCCUGUUUCGUGGAAUAACAUUGUUUUUAAUAUAAUUAUAACAGAAUCGCAUGCAAUGCACCGCCCAAAUCAUCUUCAAGAUGUUUUUGUAAAAGAAGAGUACCACUUUUUAAACGUCACUGGAAUUGGAACGUUUACAGUGUACGACAUCUUUGACUGCACCUUUGAAUGCCUCAAUAAUCCGUCAUGUUUGUCUUUGAACCUGGCCGCCUCCAAAGGAUCCGAUGGAAAACUUUGGUGCGAAUUGUUGACUUCGAAUGAAGACAUCAACCCAGACGAGUUCAAAGAAAACAAGACUUCACACCACUUUUCCUUGAAGAUGCGAACAUAGUUUUAAUUAAACAAGCUCUAAAUUAUUAAUUAUCCUGCAGUGUCAAGACUGAAAAACCUAAGCUGAGUAUAGAUCUCAGAAUUUUAAGAAACACCCCUAUAAAGCCUUAUUUAGUAAAAAACUCAAAAUUUACAGGCAAUUUCAGUGGAAUAAAUUAGAGUAAACAGUGACUUAUUUGUUUCUACUGGGGCAGACGAUAGUAGACUAUUUCCAGAAAGGCAAACAUCAAUAAAGCGCUCAUCUCCUAAAAGAGAUGAGUCUUAGAUUAGACUACUCUUCUCCGCAUGCUUAAGCGUUGCGUGACGAGACAAAAACGGCUGUGAGGGAGACUAUAGAUUGUUGAACUGGUCAGACUUGAGCUGAGAUUGAAGUUCCCACUGGUGGGAAUUGGUGCAAAGGCAAUACGUAGUCGCCUGUUUUGUCUCUUCUAGGGUAGA
Porites evermanni is the source of this 1337-nucleotide messenger RNA. Lineage: Eukaryota; Metazoa; Cnidaria; Anthozoa; Scleractinia; Poritidae. The record is from the annotation of a GenBank genome assembly.